Molecule: messenger RNA, 675 nt
Organism: Drosophila elegans
Lineage: Eukaryota; Metazoa; Arthropoda; Insecta; Diptera; Drosophilidae
Exons: 4
Coding region: 66-479 (137 amino acids)
Source: RefSeq, a predicted model, not a curated record
UCUUCUUCAAAACUCCGGCGAGUAUUGUUUUGCAAGUUCACCGGUCGAGGGCUACGAUUGGAAAUAUGAAUCUUUUUAUUGUCCUGGUGGUGGUAUCGGUGUUCUUAAACUUCAUUCAAGCAGCACCGAGCGUGGACAUUUCUAACGACGAAUUGAUGGAUGGCAAAUAUCUAUGUGAAGCCGGCUCAAAGAAGUACGAUGGACCAUUUAUAGUUAGAUUGAUUUCCGCGGCAAACGGACAAACAGUCGUUUGCUACGAAUGCAGCCAGUCCGAAUUCAAGGCAAAGUACACCGUGAAGCCCUGCGGAGAUCGGUUUAUACCUGGAAAAAUGGGAUCAAGCCACCACAGAGACAUGCUGCCGUACCUGGUGAGGAUGGAUCCGAUGUACAAGGACACCUGGAGCAGUAAGCUCAAAAGAAACUUUGAUGAAAUCGACAAGGCCUCCGCCAGCUUCAGCAUUCUCAACCAACUCGUCUAGUGAUACCUACUCAAACCAUUUCAAAUGCUCACGGAUACGGAUACGGAUACGGAUACGGAUACAGAUAGGGAUACGGAUACCGAUCGAAACGCGAAUGUACUCUAAAAAUGCUUCAUGUCAAGGGAAUAUAGAAUAGAAUAAACAACGUGCAUCCUCAUACACCUACUAUGAAUAAAACAAUUGACUCUGUUAUUAA